This is a messenger RNA of Gavia stellata (red-throated loon), 1520 nucleotides long. RefSeq lists its product as uncharacterized. The record is from RefSeq and is a predicted model, not a curated record. The coding region runs from base 105 to 1520 and encodes 471 amino acids. The transcript is spliced from 11 exons. NCBI's taxonomy places the organism in Eukaryota, Metazoa, Chordata, Aves, Gaviiformes, Gaviidae.
GAAGAAGUCUUUUUCUUCCCUUCCUGAGGAAAGGACCUUCAGAGUGGGAACUAUCCUUGUGUCCUACUAGCUCCCAAGUUCCUUUCCUUUGGAGUUCAAAAACCAUGGGGCCAUUGAAAAAAGAAGAGGAAGAGCAGAGCAUAAUCCUGAUCAGUGAUGAUGAAGCUGAGAGCACGCUUGGAAAUUCAGUUCUGUUAGUAGACCCACUGGAGAAGACUGCCCUGGGAGAGGAGAAAUCUGAACAAGUUGUGGAUGAGGAAUGUGAACUCAUGGUUACUUUCUGUAAACAAGGAAAAGUGAUGCCUCAUGCGAGAUAUGACUGUACAAUACACCCCUUUGAGCGAAUGGAAUGUGAUACAUGCUCACCCCUUGGGAAAAAUGCUGAUAUUUGUAAUCAAUGCUACUGCUACAUUUGUGAUAAACUAGCUUCUGAGUGCCAGAAUUGGACAACCCCUUCCCUCUGUCACUGCAAUGCACACAACAAAAGCAAAUUCUGGAAGGACCAGCGUGACUUUGCCUUGGCUGGUGUUCUUGUAAUGUUCAAUUUGGAGCUCACAGAUAUAGACGCAGACCUUCAGCAUGGUGGAAGUCUUCUACUAAAAUUUAUUCAGGAACUUUCUGUGGAAUACAAUAAGUAUCUGGUUGGAGAAAGAAUGCCUCCCACAGAACAUGAAUGCUUUUGCCUCCCAAAAUUGCCUCCUGGGCAAUGCAAUACCUGCAGAUCACGCAACAUGGAGGUUGUAUACAAGUAUUCUGGAGUUUUUGCGCUGGUAACGAGAUUUUUAAAUCAGGCAGAAAGAGAGAGUCCUAAAGCUGCUGCUGUCAUGUUUCUGGGAGCAGCUAAAGAGAUAGCGCUUCAUAAAGACCCUGCUUUAAGCUGGCAGAACCUCGGUCAUACUGCUUCAUUAAAGAUUGCUGUCCCUUGUCUGUUGCAAAGGAUCACAACACAACUUCAGAGGAUGCUGGUGUUGUGUGACUUUCCAAAAAAUUUGUAUGAAAAGUUUGUUAAUUUUUUUCAGUCCAUCUCACUUCCAUGUCACUGUUUUGGCUUCUCAAAUAGCUUGAAUGUUGUGCCGUGGGACCAUGUAUUGCUGACCACAGUUUUAAAAGGCCAGAACAUCACCGGUCAAAGAACGCAGAAAGGAAGAAAAGUGUUUCUGUGGGAAACACUCCCUGUUAUAGAGGCUCGAGUGGAGAAAUUAGUAGAGAAAAAGAACUAUAAAGAAGUUGUUCGCUACCUGAGAGCUGUGAAAUGCAGUGAUACUAAAGGGUUAAGAGACCUUCGAGAUAAAAUCCCAUUCUAUUUGUGUAAAACUGGAGACUUCCUUGACGCUGCGCAUUCGCUGUUGUUUCCCGUCAACAGCCUCGCCUGCUGUACUGCCUGCCGGAUAACACCCUUUCAGUUUGAGGUCUACCUGAAGAUGUUCAGAACAGGCAGUGUCCCCUCUGGAAAGGAUAUGCUAGACUCUGGACCCUGGAUUACAGUUGGCAAGUGUGAUUUCUUGCUUACAUAUGUUUAA